CUGAUUACUGGAGCGUCACCAGGCUCGGCGGGUGAUGCCAUGGCCCGGCAACUUUUGAGUGAGGGGCACGAUAUCUACGUGACUUCUCGCGAUGUAGCUCGUCUCAAUGAGCUGCAAACUAUGGGCGCACAUACUUUCAACCUGGAUGUUACUUCGUCAAAAUCCAUCAAAGCACUCUCAGACUCUAUUCCAGCUCUCGAUGUACUCAUCAACAAUGCGGGAUGUUUACCGCGCGGUCUAUUAAGAGAGGCUACUAUCGAAGAAGUGGAAAUGUGUUUCCGGACCAACGCAUUCUCAGUAAUCACAAUGACAAAUGCUUUUCUUCCACAACUGCGGGCCUCCAAGGGAAUUGUGGUCAAUCACGGAUCCUUAUCUGCGGAUUAUCCCUGGUUGGGCUUCGGUGUUUAUUCCGCCUCGAAAGCUGCGCUGGCGGCUUUGAACGAUAUUUCUCGCAACGAACUUGCGCCAUUGGGGAUUCGGGUUGUCUACCUUCGCAGUGGUUUUAUAUCAACCCCUCUGCUGGCA
Messenger RNA from Aspergillus brunneoviolaceus CBS 621.78, 525 nucleotides. RefSeq names its product SDR family oxidoreductase. Gene Ontology annotation, biological process: phosphatidic acid biosynthetic process; triglyceride catabolic process. The transcript has a single exon. Gene Ontology annotation, molecular function: acylglycerone-phosphate reductase (NADP+) activity; triacylglycerol lipase activity. The annotation marks the transcript as partial. Gene Ontology annotation, cellular component: endoplasmic reticulum; lipid droplet. NCBI's taxonomy places the organism in Eukaryota, Fungi, Ascomycota, Eurotiomycetes, Eurotiales, Aspergillaceae. The record is from RefSeq and is a predicted model, not a curated record.